Tilletiopsis washingtonensis is the source of this 654-nucleotide messenger RNA. RefSeq names its product glycoside hydrolase/deacetylase. The record is from RefSeq and is a predicted model, not a curated record. The transcript has 4 exons. The annotation marks the transcript as partial. Gene Ontology annotation, biological process: carbohydrate metabolic process. Gene Ontology annotation, molecular function: hydrolase activity, acting on carbon-nitrogen (but not peptide) bonds. NCBI's taxonomy places the organism in Eukaryota, Fungi, Basidiomycota, Exobasidiomycetes, Entylomatales.
UUCGAUGACGGACCGUACGACUGGCACGCCGAGAUUGCGCAGAUGUUCCACGACAACCAGAUGAAGACGACGUACUUCGUCAACGGCAACAACUGGCGCUGCAUCUACGACGAGCCGCAGGUGACGGCCAUGCAGACGGCCCUCGCCACGGGCAGCGUCAUGUACGCCUCGCACUCGUGGUCGCACCCCAACUUCACGCAGCUCACGAUGGACGAGAUCGACACUCAGGUCUCGCUGCUCGAGGAUGCCCUCUUCGCCACCAUCGGCCGCGUGCCGCGUCUGAUCCGCCCGCCGUUCGGCGAGACGAACCUCAAAAUCAACCAGCACCUGAAGGACCGCUGGGGACUCGAGGUCGUGCAGUGGAAGCAGGAUGCCGGCGAUGGACUCGGCGCCACGGUCGCGCAGGAGAAGGCGCAGUACAAGAGCUUCAAGAAGGGCGACGACAUUCUCAUUCUGCAGCACGAGACGCACGAGACGAGCAUCCACCAGGUGAUCCCGUACGCGCUCAAGCAGUUCAAGAAGAAGGGCAUCAAGAGCGUCACGGCGGCCAAGUGCCUCACGAAGCAGCCGAGCCCGUACAAGGUCACCGCCAAGCCGGGCACGCGCAACGACAACUGGACCUGUGUGGGCAAGCCGCAGCCGGGCAGCAACUGA